AUGGGCGAGCACAACCUCCUUAAUCCCGGCUUCGUGGGACCUCUGGUGAACAUCCACACGGGAGACACCUUCUACUUCCCCAAUUUCCGAGCGUCGGGGGGCCAGCUGCCCGGCUUGCCGUCCCUCUCCUACCCUCGGCGGGACAACGUGUGCUCCUUGCCCUGGGCAUCCUCGGAGCCUUGCAACGGCUACCCGCAACCCUACCUGAGUAGCCCCGUCUCCAUUAACCCUUCCUUCGGCCGAGCCUGCGACCUCGCCCGCGUCGAGGAGAGCAAAUGCUACUACCGGGAAAGCUGCCCCGACAGCGCCGCGCUCAAGAGGGACGAGAGGCCCCGGGACACCCCUUUGCUGCCCCUCGAGCCGGGUCUCCCCAGCGCCUUGGGGGGCAAUUUCGGCAAAUAUGACUAUGGGCCGGCCGAGGGGGGCCCCCACGACCCUCCUUCUUGUCAGUCUUUGGAGUCUGACUCCAGCUCUUCGCUGCUCAACGAAGGGAAUAAAGGCACCGGGGGGGACCCGACGAGCAUGGCCUCCCCCCUCAACCAAGGCGGCACUUUAAGCACCGGUGGUGCUCCCUGGUACCCGAUGCACACUCGCUCGCGGAAAAAGCGCAAACCCUACUCCAAACUGCAACUCGCCGAGCUGGAAGGGGAGUUUAUGGUCAAUGAAUUCAUUACUCGCCAAAGAAGGAGGGAGCUCUCAGACCGAUUAAACCUGAGUGACCAGCAGGUGAAGAUCUGGUUCCAGAAUCGACGCAUGAAAAAGAAAAGACUCCUCCUGAGAGAGCAAGCCCUCUCUUUCUUUUAA
Tinamus guttatus (white-throated tinamou) is the source of this 804-nucleotide messenger RNA. RefSeq names its product homeobox C12 (gene HOXC12). Gene Ontology annotation, biological process: regulation of DNA-templated transcription. The record is from RefSeq and is a predicted model, not a curated record. Gene Ontology annotation, molecular function: sequence-specific double-stranded DNA binding; DNA-binding transcription factor activity, RNA polymerase II-specific. NCBI's taxonomy places the organism in Eukaryota, Metazoa, Chordata, Aves, Tinamiformes, Tinamidae.